Molecule: messenger RNA, 1146 nt
Organism: Clunio marinus
Lineage: Eukaryota; Metazoa; Arthropoda; Insecta; Diptera; Chironomidae
Source: the annotation of a GenBank genome assembly
AUGAAAAAAGUUACUAAUUUUAGCGAUUGUCCAUGCGAACGUUACAACAACACUCUAGAUAAAGCUAUGAAACGAAUUAAAACUAUUCAUGAAAAAUAUCUAUUCAUUAAGAAUAUCAUAACAGCUGAGAAAACACCUGAUUAUCAAACGACGAUAACAUAUACAACGCAUGGUGAUGUCGUUUUUCUCAUUGAAAAUAUUAUUCCAUUGCUAGAAAGAUGGCAGGCUCCAAUAAGCAUAGCUUUAUAUACUCCCGGAUCUGAUUUCAAUGUGACAUUAGAUGCAAUUUUAUAUUUUAGGAAUUGUCAUGAUCAACGAGAUCUUGUGAGAGAUUUGGCGUCAUUUCAUUUCUUUCUUGAGAAGGAUUUAGUGCCUAAAGACAUGAAUCUUAAAGUUGAUGAAUCAAAAUUUUCUUGCUCCUCAAAUGACCAUCUUUUAAAUCUUAAACAUGGUGAAACUUACAGAGCUUUGAAAGAGCUCGUCUACCCAAUUAAUGUUGGACGAAAUUUGGCAAGAGCAACUGUUGGUACUCAUUUUGUUCUGGCUAGUGACAUUGAACUUUAUCCCAGCCCUGGUUUGAGUGAAAAUUUCUUUCGUAUGAUCAAUCAAAAUCCAGAAGCUUAUCCUGAUGGAAAAAGUGUCUUUAUACUACCUGUGUUUGAAAUUGAAAAAGGUGUCGAAUUGCCUCAAAAUAAAUCACAACUUCGUAAGCUUUUCAAGGAUCAUAAAAUGUUUUUGAUCCAUGAAAAAAUAUGUCAAAAAUGUCAUAAAUUUCCAAACCAAACCCAAUGGAUGAAAGAAGAUGAUCCAGAAUUAAAAGUGUUCGUUACUGUCAAAAGAAAAGGUGAAUAUAAACAUUGGGAACCUAUGUAUAUUGGUACAAAUGCGGAACCAACAUUCGACGAGCGAUUGAGCUGGGAAGGGAAAUUUGAUAAAAUGACACAAGCUUACAUCAUGUGUCUUCUUGAUUAUAAUUAUCACGUGCUUUCAAAUGCAUUCCUCAUUCAUAGACCAGGAAUUAAGACGCAUAAACAAGCCGCACGAGUGGAAUGUGAAGCUGUUGCCAAAAGAAUUAUACACGAAGUUAUUGAGCCAGAGAUGAAACUAUUGUAUGGAAAGAGAAAAGACUGUUUUGUUCUUGAAUAA